Molecule: messenger RNA, 3606 nt
Organism: Mizuhopecten yessoensis (Yesso scallop)
Lineage: Eukaryota; Metazoa; Mollusca; Bivalvia; Pectinida; Pectinidae
Product: glycine receptor subunit alpha-1-like
Exons: 8
Coding region: 85-1233 (382 amino acids)
Biological process (GO): chloride transmembrane transport; regulation of membrane potential; signal transduction
Cellular component (GO): neuron projection; synapse; membrane
Molecular function (GO): transmembrane signaling receptor activity; chloride channel activity; extracellular ligand-gated monoatomic ion channel activity
Source: RefSeq, a predicted model, not a curated record
AUGAGUCAGGUUCACUGAUUUCGCAGGGUGCUCGACGUUAUUAGCGGUAUUGUAAAGCAGUCGGUGUCACGGAUAACGUAGGCUAUGGCGGAAUCCUUCGCUUUAUUGUGUCUUUUGAUAGUUCCGCACAUAGCUGAGGCUGUCUGUGAUAUCAGUUGGGAGACGUUGAACGAGAGGAUUUCCCAGGAGACGUAUGACUUCUAUAACCCACCGUGGACAGUGACUGGUGACAGUAUAGAAGUGGGUCUCAAAGUCGGCAUUUCUCAACUUAAAAGUGCAGGUGUGUCUGAUUUAUCAUUGACCAUACAUGUACUGCAGACCUGGAACGAUCCCCGGGUAUGCUUCAAUGCAUCCUCCCUACCUUCAGGACAGACCACGGCACCUCUGGCCUAUCGACACCAGGGAUUAGUUUGGAGCCCGGAUGUUUAUCCAGAGGGUGCUGUGACGUCAACACAGCAUGAUGUCAUUCUCCCUAAUGUCUUUUUGAGAAUUCAACCAAAUGGAACAAUUCUCAAAAGCAACAGGCUAACUGUCCAGAUCCAAUGUCCCACGUCUGACACAAAGUUUCCUAAGGGCAACCAGCGCUGUAUCGUCCGCUUCAAGAGCUAUUCCUUCACGACGGACGAGGUUUGCCUGAGCUGGCUGAAAGAAGGUUUCACGAAACUGGAUGAUUUCUCUUCAAACGUUGUUGUGGAUGAGAUUGCGAUCGACACAUGCAAACACACUCUGUUUUUAGAUGAACAACCUUGCAUUGAGCUGAGCUUGUCUCUGGAGAGAAAUUUUGAUGUGUACCUGACCCGCAUUUAUCUUCCGAGCGCCAUUGUUGUAUUUCUGUCCUGGAUAAGUUUAUGGAUAGAUGUCCGCCAGGUACCAGCACGUACGGGGCUGAGCGUCGUUUGUGUGCUGUCACUCAUGACUCAGACCGUUGGAUUGAUGGUGGUUUCUGACGAUGACGGAAGCAUUUUGGCGGUGGACGCGUGGAUGAUAGUCUGUCUGUUAUACACAGUCUGGGCCCUAGUGACGUUCAUUACGGCGCAUUACCUAGACAGCACCUGUCAAAGACGAGCUCAGAAGACCGCUAUAAUGAAUGUGGAAGAAGAGAUGAACAAUUCUAAAGGGAAGUCGUGUACUAUUGUAGGUUACAAAAGACUGGAGCGUGUUGUGAAAUUCGUAUAUCCCGUUUCGUUUGUGGUCUUCAAUGUGGUAUACUGGGCGUAUUUCAUGUCAGGUUGACACCUUUCAAAGGCAAACUUGGGAAUCCCGCAGAACAGUGGGGCUCUUUCACUACAAAUCGGGAUACGCGAGAACGAUCAUUGGAGAUUUCUAUCGUCGUUAACUCCAUUCCGUCCGUACGUCUGGCUAGGCAUGAGUGAUGUAAUGUGGACGAGCUUCCAACUAGUAUUUCCAUAUAUUUAGAUAUCUACAACAACCGAUGCUAUAUGCAUGAUAUAUGCAAUGUGGCAAUUCUUAAUGCAAAAAAAUAUAUAUAUACUUACUAAAAAUAAUAAAGUAACACGAACCUGUUUAUGAAUAUUUGUAUACUUGUAAUAAAGGGCCUUUUUGAAUUCAGAGUUGUCACAAUACAAUAUUGGAUAAGGUUGUACAGAAUGAAAGCAAACACCAAAAGGGUGGGAGGAUGGUUUUAUCUGUAAGCUUUUUAUAGAAUAUUUGAAGAACGCAAUAAAAAAUUGUUAACUACAGCGAGGGCUAACUUCACUUUAUUUAUAGCUGAAACGUGUGUGGAAUAGAAAGCAAGCUUAGAACUUGAUAAUUUAGACUAAGUUUAUCAUGUAUUCCAAGUCUUUCUAAUAUCAAUAUCAAAUAAUCGUAUAUGUAAAAACGAAUGUAGUGUCCUGGUUCUAAAUAUCAUAUAAUGAACAUGAUUUUUGUUUAAUCAGUUUGAUAUUGUUUUAUCAUUCAUCUCAUCGGCUUAGCUGUUUUUGGAUUGGUUCACAUAACCGUUUCUGCAAAAAUACAAACUUGGUUUGAGAUACGAAACGAACUUUGAUUUAUCUUGAAAUUAGCGACGGGUUUCACGUUUCGUAUGGUUACACCACUCGUCAUAUAUAAAAACGUCAUAUCUUAUACAUUACGCCUCUUAUUAAGAUUUUUGUAUCGCUGUUAUUCUCUGGCAGGAUGUACUAAUAACGGAAUGGAAACACACGAGUUACCUCCCGUUGACAAUUUUGGCGACGGAGAAUCACAGAAAAAAAAAUCAUGUUUUAUAUGUAUAAUUUUACCAUCUUUAUAUAACACUUACAUUAUAUAAUCAAGUAUUGUGAUACAUAACACUAAAUAUUUUUAGUUCAGAUUAUUUCCCUAAGCGUAAUCUGAAUAAUACUCUACACCAUGCUUUCCAAGCAUGUUUUUUUUUCAAUAUAAAAGUUCGGUUAUGGCAAUAUGUUCAACAAAGUAUGUUAGCUCUGAAAUGGUUCAUCAGUUCCUGAUUAUACUAACGUCAUUCGAGAAUGUUUUUAAAUACAGUGGAAAUGUGGGCGAGUUCCGUUGUUUAGAGAUAUAUUGGAAUCUUAAAAUGUGGGCGAGUCCCAUUGCUAAGAGACGUAUUGGGAUUCAAAAUGAGGGAGAGUCACACAUGAAAACACAAGUUCGUGACUCAAAUAUAGUGGAUAAAGAAGUAUGAGAAAGGCUGUUCCUGGCUCAAACCUACUGCCAUUUCCUUCAUUUGUAUAAUGUGCAGUACAACUUAAUGAUUUUAGUAGCAACGAUGGUCAAGUGUCGGGUUGGAAGUGGGUAAAGGUCCCCACUUCGACCCCUUGAAUAUAUUUUUUGUUGCGCAUUUUUAUUUCCAAAUACUACACAAUUUUUGAACGACUGUAAUUCUGAAAAAUGCAUCGAAAGAAGCAUCCUACAUGUUUAUGGAUAUAUUUGUAGCAGGACUUAGUGAAAUUAUACCUAAGGCAAUACCUGUUUACAUUGUACGCUGCAUCAAAGGGAAAUAACUCGAGCAAUGUCGGAACAGCUUGCCUCCAUGAUGGUAAGUUUUAUUGUUCAAUUAUAAUUACUAUUUUUGAGAGGGGGCGGGGGACUCGAGAUGGUAUGUUACAUUCUAGCUGGGUCAACUGAACUACAAUAACCCAGUAUACACAGGACGUCUCAAUUUCACGGUAAAUUCAUUAAAUUUGGAUCUGUUACGUGAAGAUAUAAGGAUGUUUAUAAGCUUUUAGAUGGAAAUAACUACAAUUAACAUAAUCCAAACACCGAAAAGGGAUUACAUUUAUAUAGUUCUUAUACUUGACUUGUAAUUUAUAUACAAUAAAAACAAAACACACAGCAGUUACUCAAAUACUUUAAAUUGUAUUAAAGAUUGACUUUGCAAAAAUAAGGUUUAAAUGCACUAUUCAGAAGAAAACCACCUAGCAGUUGUUCAGGUGCAGUAUUCUUUUGAUGAAUUGUAAUCAUACUACUAUGAAGAAAAUCUUCUUUCAGAUUUUUAUUUAUUUAUUUUUUUUACAAAUAUAUAUUAAUAAACAAUGAAAUCAAUACCAACAUUCACCUCACAUAAACGCUUGUCAUAAAUGCUGUUUUACCUGUAACGGCUUCCAUUGAAUGCAAACAUAAUAAAGAAAAAACCAUACAGUAUGAGAA